UCUAACCGGGUACACGCAUCCAAAAUUUUACAACCCUAAAAUAAAGUUUGUAUUCAAUAUGAAGGCUGCAUUUCAAUGUAAUGCAUGUGAUACAUCACCAGAAACUCUUUUGUUCAUAUUGAGACUAUUAUCUGUUGUGUUACGGGUCAAAUGUAAACAAAGAAGGUUACUUUUAUUUACUCAUUAUUUCAUUACAGUCCAAAAUUGAGUGAAAUUGUUCCUGGAAAACUUGGGAAAUGUCAUUGUGGAAGCCCAAAGUACCGCGUAGACAAACACCUUCGGAUCUCGCUUUUCUUUCUCUCUGUUGGGUACUCCAACAAGUAUAAAAUGAAACAGAGGUGAAAAGCUAUCAUGAUGCAUCAAAUCUUUGCCGAUCAUUAAGUGAAAUCUUUUGAGAACUAACAACUUACUUCAUAUUUCUUCCCAAGAAUUCCAAUAAGGAGCCAUGCAAUAACUAAAUGAUUCAAACGACUGCGCUGCUCUGGUGGCCUUAUUCAUGAGUGGUGAUCUGAACUCCUCAAAAACAGCAGGGGCGUGUUUCUUUAAUAAUCGCUCUACAGGUGGUGUCGAAGCCUACCUGCAUCAGCUUUCACAGUCAAAUUAACGUUAUAUUUCACCGGGGGAUCGCUUUGUUCACUUAGAUCACCAGAGCUCCUCCGAGCGACACAUCGAAGCAGCUAGCAAUGGAGUAUCUUGGAAUUAUCACAGCAAUGUUAGUGAUGCUGAGGAGUUGUUCUGCAGAAUGUGACCAGGGAUGGAAAUCGUUUAACAGCAAGUGCUAUAAAAUGUUUGAGGAAGAAAAGUCAUGGGAUGAGGCGAAGACGUCCUGCGAGGGAACUGGUGCCCACUUGGUAAAUAUUGAAUCUGCUGAUGAAAACAUUUUCCUGUUGAACAGUUUUCUGCAGUUAUUACCGAACGAUAAUAAUCGUGAGGCUUGGACUGGACUCUCAGAUAAGAAAGAGGAAGGAGAUUUUGUGUGGACUGAUGGUGCGACACCAGAAUAUACAAACUGGGCGGCCGAACAACCCAAUGAUGAGGAUGACGAACAAGACUGCGUCGAGAUUGUGAAUGGUGUUUUCUGGCCCGGAGGUUUGCCACAAAUUGGACUUUGGAAUGAUUUCCAGUGUAAAAAGGCGUUGAUGUUUAUAUGUGAAAAGGCGGAGUAACUGAUAAAUGCUUGUGUUCAAGGUACGAUUUUAUUCUUGAAGGACUUUAUCAAUGUAACGCUACAUGAUUCGAACGUAUGCCUACGUCGCGUCUGUGUUUCUCACGUUACACAGACAUCAUUAUUUGUAACCAAAGUUAAAGUGAAUCUGUCCUCGUACACGCUAACCUUGAAACCCAACAGUCUGUAAGCUUUAUUGCUAUCGGCUUGGCUAUUGUCAUCAUCGUUAUUAACUUCAUUAUGGCGAUUUUAAUCGCGAAUUAUAUGUAUUUCAGCCACUUGAUUAAUUCGUUCCCCAAACCUUUGUUACAGGCCAUGGCUGUGCCAGGUCUAAAGAUGUUAUUUACGUCACUUUGAUUGAGAACUGUAAGAGUUUGCUUUCCUAUCAUAAAUUAAAGUAUCGACCAGAA
Molecule: messenger RNA, 1575 nt
Organism: Pocillopora damicornis (cauliflower coral)
Lineage: Eukaryota; Metazoa; Cnidaria; Anthozoa; Scleractinia; Pocilloporidae
Product: C-type lectin LmsL
Source: RefSeq, a predicted model, not a curated record